UUCAAUUCCUAGAUUAGAGCUCAUCUCCUUCAGCGUUCUUUACCCUCUUCCUCAUCUAUAUCUUGGCUUUUCCUCUUGUCCUUUGCUGCCCAUGAAGCUCUUGUGAGGAAAUCAAGCUCAGUUCUAGCUAGAAUGAUGCAGCAAGGCAGUGGGCAGGUGACGGUGCCGCCGGGAUUCCGGUUUCACCCCACCGAUGAAGAGUUGCUCCAUUAUUACCUGAGAAAGAAGCUGGCCUAUGAAGCCAUUGAUCUCGAUGUUAUAAGAGAGGUGGACAUCAACAAACUCGAGCCAUGGGAUCUUAAAGAUAAGUGUAGGGUUGGGUCUGGGCCUCAGACUGAGUGGUACUUCUUCAGCCACAAGGACAAGAAGUAUCCGACCGGCACGCGGACGAACCGAGCGACCGCAGUCGGGUUUUGGAAGGCCACCGGGAGGGACAAGACCAUCCACCUCAGUAACUGCUCCAAGAGGAUAGGAAUGAGGAAAACCCUAGUGUUCUACACCGGUAGAGCCCCUCAAGGCCAAAAGACUGAUUGGAUCAUGCAUGAGUAUCGUCUUGACGAUGAAACUACCUUAAUGAACAAUCAUGUUCAGGAAGAUGGAUGGGUGGUGUGCAGGGUAUUCAAGAAGAGGAACUUAAUCCCAGCACCUGAAGCUAAUCUCCCUGAAAAACACCAAGAUGAUCAUCGUCGCAACUUCAACUCGGUGAUGAUGAUAAGUGACUCCCAAAACAACAACAAUAUUUCAAUGUUCCAACAAGUCCCAGAUCGCACUACUACUCAUCGCUCCCCAUUCAUUAAUGCUUCCUCCAUUCACCUCCCUCAGCUCCUGAGCACCGAGUCGGUGGCCGAAUCCAGUCACAUUAAUCCUCCUCUCGUCCUUCCUCCUCCCGCCCUCGACCCCGGCUGCUCGCGCAGCUGCUUCGAUCGGUUCGCGGCCGGGGACUGGUCCAUCCUGGACAAGCUUCUGGCUUCUCACAGAAACCUGAACCAGAUCUUCCAGUGCAGCAAUUCUGCUUCUCAGCUAAUCGACAUGGCGGGUUCCACAGUUCAUAGGAGCCCACUGCAGCAUCUCGGAGGUGAUGCUGCUGCUCUCAUGAAAUACUACUCAAACUGAGCUAGCUAGCUUAGCUAACCACAAACUUAUGGAGAUGAAUUCAUUAAUUUCUUUGUGCUUGUGCCUGAAUCUGAAGCUUAACGAUGCUUUUAAUUAGCUGGGUACAUACACUUAGUAUAUUGGA
Molecule: messenger RNA, 1237 nt
Organism: Zingiber officinale
Lineage: Eukaryota; Viridiplantae; Streptophyta; Magnoliopsida; Zingiberales; Zingiberaceae
Product: NAC domain-containing protein 76-like
Exons: 4
Coding region: 133-1113 (326 amino acids)
Biological process (GO): regulation of DNA-templated transcription
Molecular function (GO): DNA binding
Source: RefSeq, a predicted model, not a curated record